Molecule: messenger RNA, 2664 nt
Organism: Anguilla rostrata (American eel)
Lineage: Eukaryota; Metazoa; Chordata; Actinopteri; Anguilliformes; Anguillidae
Gene: hoxa13b
Product: homeobox A13b
Exons: 2
Coding region: 93-980 (295 amino acids)
Biological process (GO): regulation of transcription by RNA polymerase II
Molecular function (GO): RNA polymerase II cis-regulatory region sequence-specific DNA binding; DNA-binding transcription factor activity, RNA polymerase II-specific
Source: RefSeq, a predicted model, not a curated record
CUCUUUAGCGUCAGUUACUCUGAGAUUCAGUAUCUCAUUUUCAGUCUAGGGGCUUUUUAAAAAGAGCUAGUAGUCUCAAUGUCGGACGUGCUAUGACAGCGUCAUUACUUCUCCAUUCCCGCUGGAUUGACCCGGUGAUGUUCGUCUACGACAACGGUUUAGAUGAAGUGAACAAAAAUAUGGAAGGAUUUGCGGGAGGCAAUUUUGCUGCAAACCAGUGCAGGAAUCUGAUGGCGCAUCCGGCAUCCCUGGCCCCGAGCGCUACUUACACGUCGAGUGAGGUGCCAGCGUCUGGCAUGGGCGAAUCUGUCAAACAGUGCAGUCCCUGUUCCGCCGCACAGAGUUCCACCAGCGCUUCUCUACCCUAUGGCUAUUUUGGCAGCAGCUACUAUCCGUGUAGGAUGUCACAGCACAGCAACAUAAAAUCGUGCGCACAGCCUUCUUCAUAUGCAGAGAAGUACAUGGAGACAUCUGUCUCUGGGGAGGAAUUCACCUCUAGAGCCAAGGAAUUCGCUUUCUAUCAAGGUUAUACCACCAGCCCUUACCAACCUGUCCCCAGCUAUUUGGACAUGCCUGUUGUGCCCACCAUGAGUGGCCCAACAGAGCCCAGACAUGAUUCUCUGUUGCCCAUGGAAAGUUACCAACCAUGGGCUAUCACCAACGGGUGGAACAGUCAAGUUUACUGUGCUAAGGACCAGGCGCAGCCCAACCAUCUGUGGAAGUCGUCAAUUCAAGACGCAGUGACUCACGCAGGAGAAGGCAGUUCUAUUCGACGUGGAAGAAAGAAGCGUGUGCCAUACACGAAGGUACAGCUGAAGGAACUGGAGCGGGAGUAUGCCACUAAUAAAUUCAUUACAAAGGACAAGCGAAGACGGAUAUCCUCCCAGACAAACCUAACCGAACGACAAGUCACAAUCUGGUUUCAGAACAGGCGAGUAAAAGAGAAGAAAGUCGUCAACAAAUUCAAGACCGCCAGUUAGCUUUAACAAAAAUGAAGAAGAACAAAUGUAAAGCUGACUUGAAGGCUGGUCUAUUUUGAAAAAAGAAGUAAAACAACACCUUAUGACCUAUAUACUGUUUUAACAGGCCACUACUCAGCUUUAGUGGAUUGUUUAGAAUUGGAGUGGCACCCGUCAUGCUGGCCGCAUAAGGUCUCGCGGGUCUGAAGCUAAAAUGGGAAAUGUUAGACCUCCAUCUUGAUGUUAAACAUGACUUCUGAGAAACGUCGUUCAUCCGAUUGACAUCCACAUUGCUCCACUGAUCAUCGAGUUGGAGAUGUUGCAAUUUUCGGUUAAAUACAAAUAUAUAGAUGCGCUAUGCUUAUAAUGUCCAGGAAAUGAAGAGGCAUAAAGUGUGUAUUUAAACAUUUUUUAAUAAUUAUUAUUUAAAGUGGCACUAAAUCUUAAAGAGAUUGCAGGAAAUACGUGGUUUUGAAUUUACCAAUGCAUUUACAUAAACAAUCGCUUUAAACACACGUUUGAUUAAUGAAUCAAAUGCUGCCGUUUUCAGCGUUUCUAAGAUACCUAUCCGAUAGUUUACCUUAUUUGCAAGUUCUUGUCAUAAUCAGCUGCUGAUGCAGUCUCACUUUUAUUUUAAAAUAUCUUUUGGGAACCCAAGGCAUUGAGAUGUGCCCGUGUACAAUAGCAUUUCAAUAAAAUUGGCUUUGUUGUAAAUAAAACCAAAACUAGUAAGUUAUUACAUAUUUGAACUGCUCCCUUUAUGUAUGUCUACAUAGACAAACUCCACCCAAAUAAAAGCUGAAAUUGUGAAAUUGAAUGUGAAUUUUGAAUAAUAUUGUUAUGUUCAUUUACACAGGAAGACUGUCUUUAAAAUCCUGAUAUAUUUUACAAAAGUGUGGCCUUCUGUUUUGUAGCACAUUUUGGGUCAUUUUCAACCGAAAAUCGAGAAAGAUAUGUUUCACAAUUACACAGUAAAAUGUCCAGGGUUCAUUCAACUCCAACAAUGUUAAUUCAACUGUUAUCAGAUAACAUUUGGUCCCAUAUUCGAGAGUUAUCUAUUGAGUGUUGAAUUAACAUUGGACAUUUUACUGUGUAAUAGUGUCAAAUUAGUUUUCUUUUUUAAACUUUGUUCAAGUCCAAUAGCUUUACAGUUAAGAUUACUUAUGGUAUGCCUGUUCAAGAAAUAGGGAUUUCGACCUAUUUUAAAGAUUGAACUGGGCAUGAUGUCGUUAACCCUGAGAAAGACCUGAAGUUUGAGAAUGGCUAAAUAUGGGAAAUGUCGACAUGUAGUAUAGAACAAUAUCGCCAUCUGGUGAUCAAGAUGUGGCAUUACGUUAGUUUUUUAAAUACUUGCGCGCAGGCACUGCCAUUCGCUUCAACCCCCCUCACAUAUUAAAUAAAAAAUAAACAACGGGACAAAAAUAAUAAUGGUGGAAUAACAUAUAGAGUUUUUGAUGUUUCAGUACAACUCUGGAAUUAAGUUGUUGCUGUUUUGUGAAUGAGUGUCACUUGUCAAAUAAUCAUUUUAGCCUAUUUGUAGAAACAUUUGGUGCUACCUGCACAUAUAAGGCGUCACACCAUUCAAUUCCCUAAGGGGGGUCAGUACAAAAUAAUAUAUAUCACUGUUAGUUAGGCCAAGCCUCCCGACUACACCUUUCAUUAAAGAAAAAACUAUCUAAAUGUAUCAAAACACCCAGUACACUAA